Molecule: messenger RNA, 736 nt
Organism: Cladocopium goreaui
Lineage: Eukaryota; Dinophyceae; Suessiales; Symbiodiniaceae
Source: the annotation of a GenBank genome assembly
UGUUGUUAAGCAGCAAGGGGAGGCAAUGUAGAAAUGAUGGCUCAAACGAAUUCAAUCGACGGUUUGACACACAAAAAUGGGAUAACGAAAGCUGGGGAUGUAACAUGAUGUAACCAAGAAACCCUGAAAAAUCAGAGAGUUUGCUACUAAACAGAGCUGCUAAACAUCAGCAAAUUGGUUGGCGAAUGCCAGGAUUUUGAGGUCCUCUUUGACGUGGCGCUGUCUCCCAACGAUCUGCAGAGCUUGCAACAGAUGAAGACGUGGAUGGCAGCAACCUUCGCCGACAAAGCUCACAAAGCUCAGACGGAGGCGAUGUGGGAUCUUCAGAUCGCAGAUUUCUUGGCCCGUUUGGACAUGGCAGAGGCUCCAAUGGCAGAGGAACCACUCCCUGAGGAGUUGGUUGAUACUUCGAUGGCUGUGAAGGAGUCAGCUGGCACCCAUGAAUUGCAAGCGAAGCUGCAGCUGUUGAGGAAACACUUGCAGCAGCAGGAGCUGGCGAACCAAUCACAGGAGAAAUCCAUCAUUGCGCUGCAAGACGAAAUCGAGGCAGCGCAUGCGAAGCUUGACCGAGAUACAUCCCAACUGCUGGCAGAACUGUGCGGUAGUCGAAACCGCCCGAGCUGGAAAUGAUUGGAAGUGAUUCCCAAUUCGGUGCAGAAAUUCGAGGCCUUGUGCGUUGUGUCUCGACCAAUUGCCAAUUCGUCCAAGUGGAUGAGAACGCAGGGAGAGAAAAAGA